This is a messenger RNA of Lacerta agilis (Sand lizard), 2112 nucleotides long. It is a transcript of the gene NLE1, whose product is annotated as notchless homolog 1. The transcript has 13 exons. Lineage: Eukaryota; Metazoa; Chordata; Lepidosauria; Squamata; Lacertidae. Gene Ontology annotation, cellular component: nucleolus. The coding region runs from base 119 to 1546 and encodes 475 amino acids. Gene Ontology annotation, biological process: Notch signaling pathway; ribosomal large subunit assembly. The record is from RefSeq and is a predicted model, not a curated record. Gene Ontology annotation, molecular function: protein binding.
UCUCCACGUGGGUGCAGCUGGCUUGCUUGCUAGCAAGAAGGAAAAGUCUGCUGGGGGACUCCAGAUUCCUCAAAGUGGAUCGGCAGGUCGAGGUGCAAACCUUAACCAAAAAAAUAAAAUGACGGACGUGGAGCGACUCCUUAUCCAGUUCAAAGAUGAGGCCGGUGAGGCCUUGGGCUCUCCCUUUGAUGUGCCCAUCAACAUCACGCCAGAGAAGCUUCAGCUCGUCUGCAACGCCCUCCUGGAGAAGGAGGAGCCGCUGCCGCUGGCUUUCUACGUGCGGGACUCCGAGAUCGUGGCCUCCCUGCAGCAGACGUUGGCAGGGCAGGCCCUGGAGACGGAGAAGGUGGUGGAGAUCGUCUACCAGCCGCAGGCCGUGUUCAAGGUCCGCGCCGUCACCCGCUGCACCAGUUCUUUGGAGGGGCACAGCGAGGCCGUCAUCUCGGUCGCCUUCAGUCCCACUGGGAAGUACCUAGCCAGUGGCUCCGGGGACACAACCGUACGCUUCUGGGACCUCAACACAGAGACCCCACACUUCACGGCCAAGGGUCACCGUCACUGGGUGCUCAGCAUAGCCUGGUCUCCUGAUGGCAGGAAACUGGCGUCCGGGUGCAAAAACUGCCAGAUAUUUCUCUGGGAUCCCGAGACGGGGAACCAGAUCGGACGGAUCCUCGUGGGGCACACCAAAUGGAUUACUUCUCUCUGCUGGGAGCCUCUGCAUUUGAACCCAGAAUGCCGCUACCUGGCCAGCUCCUCCAAAGACGGCAGCGUCCGCAUCUGGGACACGGUCGCCGGCUGGUGCGACAAGAUCCUGACGGGCCACACGCAGUCGGUCACCUGCGUCAAGUGGGGUGGGGACAACUUGCUGUACUCCUCGUCUCAGGAUCGGACCAUCAAGGUCUGGAGGCCCCUGGAUGGAGUCCUCUGCCGCACACUUCAGGGUCACGCGCACUGGGUGAACACCAUGGCUCUCAGCACAGACUAUGUUCUCCGCACUGGGGCUUUUGAGCCGGCCGAGGCCUCUGUCAACCCCCAGGACGUCAGCGGAUCCCUGGCAGAGAUAAAGCAGAAAGCACAGCAGAGGUACAACCAAGUCAGGGGCCAGGGGCUCGAAAGGCUCGUCUCCGGGUCAGAUGACUUCACGCUGUUCCUCUGGGUGCCUGCAGAGGACAAAAAGCCUCUGGGGAGAAUGACCGGCCACCAGGCGUUGAUCAACCAAGUCCUUUUCUCUCCCGACACGCGGAUCAUUGCCAGUGCGUCCUUUGACAAGUCCGUCAAGCUGUGGGACGGCAAAACGGGCAAGUACCUCACCUCCCUGCGGGGGCACGUAUCGGCGGUGUACCAGAUCGCUUGGUCGGCCGACAGCCGCCUGCUGGUCAGCGGGAGCAGCGACAGCACGCUCAAGGUCUGGGACGUCAAGACACAGAAACUGGCUGUCGACCUUCCUGGCCAUGCGGACGAGGUAUUUGCCGUGGACUGGAGUCCCGACGGACAACGGGUAGCGAGCGGUGGGAAGGACAAAUGUCUGAGGAUAUGGAGACGAUAGCUGUGAGGAAAGGACUGUCACAAAUGGAGCCUGGCGGUUUCCCCUCCUGGCGCAGGCUGCGGCCUGCCAGCCCGCCGUUUUCAGGGGGGCUACUUGAAUCAAGACUGUUCUCUCUUUUUGGAUCCAGAUAAAGGAGUCCUCUCCUCUCUUGUCAGCCGGCUUCUGGGCUAGUUGAUGCCUCUUGCUAAGUUGUUGCUGCUGCUGCUCACAGUUGUCUGAAAUCUGCACACACCCACACCCUGCCAGUCUUCCCUAAUGAGAGCUGGCGCAGUCUAGAAGUUGAAGCGGAAGCAAUCCAGAAGGUCCUGAGUUCGAAUCUCCCCAUUUUAGCCAUGGAUUCACAAUGUGGCAUUAGGCCAGCAUCAGCCCACCACCACCACCCCGCCAUGGCCUGAGAAAGGGAUGAUAACCCUAUUUCUCUCCCUAAUCGCAAACCUGGGUGCGGAGUGCCGGAAAAGGCUGGAAUCAAGACGCUUCCAUUGAGGAGCAAGAGAGGAGGUUUGAGCACUGAUAGAACCCCCGAGGUCCAGAGAAAUGAUAAAUAAAUCGAUGAAGCUCUCUUUUAA